AUGGCGCUUUGCGGUCCUUUACUGUCCGCACACUUCUGGGUGAACGCAUUGAGUCAUUAUGGUCUUACCAUCCCCGAGAACCGAUCCAUGGUCCCAUCAGCCAGUGCUAGUGUCAUCUUUGUCAACCCAACUGACGAGGUCAAGUGGGGAGCAGCACAAGCCAGCCGCAACGGUGACUACAAUGCCAAAAUUCUCCUGAACAAGGAAUUACAGCAACCUGGUUCAGGACGUAGCACCCGUCAUAUUGAGCUCGAUAUUUCAUCCUUGACACCCCUCUCUGAUGACGGCAACCUAUACGAGGCCGGCGAUCAUCUCGAAGUGAUGCCAGAAAACGAUCCCAAGGUUGUCCAGGCUGUCGCACUCAACUUUGGAUGGGUGCUUGAUUCCGUGUUUGAAGUCGACCCCGAUUCGCUCAAGGAUGUUUCUCCCCGCUCACUUGCUGCGUCGAUCCGUGGUUCAUGCACGGUCAUCAAUGCAUUGACAUACUAUGCUGACUUAUCGUCGCCACCUACUCGCACAAUGCUGUCCAUCUUUGCCGAACAGCUCAGCAAGGCUUCUCCUGAAACGGCUGACACCUUCCGCCCAUUGAUCAUGCCCGAUAGCGCCGAGUUUCCUGCUUUUGUCGAAAAGAACCGUACCUUGCUGGAGCUUCAAAAGAACUAUCCACAGGUGAACCAGCUCGAGUUGGGUCAAUUCCUGUCAGCUGUAGGUGUGAUGCAGCCGCGCCGUUACUCGAUUGCUUCAUCGCCCCUGUCGCAUCCUACUCGUGCACAUCUUACAGUCGGCGUUGUCCAUGAUAUCCUCAAGGAUGGACGAGAAUUCUACGGUUUGGCGUCGUCCUACCUGGCUCGUAUGCCUUCGAAAAACCUUCGAGCUGCACUCAAGUCAUCCAAGAGCUCGUUCGGUUUGCCCACAGAUCCAAAGGUACCUAUCAUUAUGAUUGCAGCGGGUACAGGUCUGUCUCCAUUCCGAGGUUUCGUACAGGAGCGUGCGUAA
Molecule: messenger RNA, 996 nt
Organism: Zychaea mexicana
Lineage: Eukaryota; Fungi; Mucoromycota; Mucoromycetes; Mucorales; Lichtheimiaceae
Exons: 3
Coding region: 1-996 (331 amino acids)
Cellular component (GO): cytosol
Molecular function (GO): FMN binding; flavin adenine dinucleotide binding; NADPH-hemoprotein reductase activity
Source: RefSeq, a predicted model, not a curated record